UUCCAAUGUAGGAGGAGCGGUACGUAGUUUCUCAUUAACCCAUAGCCUCUUCUAUCCUAUUUAAGCAGCAAGUGUUCACACAUUUCCCUCAUUCUCCACCAAGAGAAGCAGCUGCCACCUAUUACAAAAGUUUUUGUGGAAAUACUGAAUCAAGCACCAUGCCAGAGAUAGUCCCUAAGAACAAAGCCCCAGGGGUUGAUUUCUGUGGGGUAGAUGAAUAUUACUACAUUGUCCGCUCAGACCUGGGCUGCUACAUGCGGUCCACCAAUUUCCAUGAGGGCAAAGACCUCGAAGUGUUUAGCCUGCACAGUUCCUGCCAGGGAGGAGAUCACUACUUAGCCCAUGAGGAUGACCUAUUCUACAUCAUCAAAGGAGACAACUAUCGCCGUGUCAGCAACAUGAAUAAAGACUUAGGUUCUGUAGUAUACAGCCUCCAUCCCAACUGCCGUGGAGGGGACCAUUACCUCUCAGCCUCUAGAUACUUCUAUAUCAUUUUCCAGAAAAGAGGUGUUUACCGUAUGGUCACUAAUAUGAAUGAAGAUAAAGAUGCAGUUGAAUACACACUUCACCCUGCUUGCAAGGAUGGUCUCUAUUACUGGGGCGUCAGAAAAUACUAUUACUUUGUAAAACCUGUGAUGAAUGGGGGCAUCCAGUACUAUAAAAGCACCAACUUCCACGAAAAUCUGAAUGCUGAAACAUUUUCCUUCCAUAGUGAUGUAGUGAAUAUGCUCCCUGGAGGAAUGGCUAUUACCUAUGGUCCAGCUUAUGGUAGAUGGGAACCUAUCAAGACCAUCUCCAACGACUCUAGCACUCCCAUUGUAUGGAAUAAGAAGAUCACCAAGAAAGUGGGAUACAACAAGCAGAAGAUGACCAGUGUGGAGCACAACUGGAAGAUUUCCAUGACUACCACAUAUCAGUCGGGUGCGCUCACUGAAGCCAUUGCCAAGUAUCAGUUCUCUCUCACUGCUGAGUAUGGUGGGAAGAGGGUCAACACAGAGCAGGAAAACUGGAAUGAAGCUACUGAGAUCGAAGAAGCUAUUAGUGUAACUGUGCAGCCCAAUGAGAAGAUGUACAUAUGGCAGUUUGAGAUGGGCUUGGGCAAGGAAGCGGUCUUGUUCUGCCGUGAUAUGAAAUUUACGAGUGAUUCUACUCCACCUACAGAUAUUCCUUUGCCACCUUCCAAUAAGUGAUAAGAAAAUGGGCUAAUAUUUAGACAAUAUAGCGCUUUCAUGAGUUAAGAGGGAGUUAGAUGAGUAGUAUAUAGAGAUGCAUAAACUUAGAUUAAUGAUUUCUAGACAUAUUAUAUACUCUCAUAUAGACAUACUAAUCUCACUAGGCUACAGCUAGAAAUGCAUGUCCUAGUUUGUGCACAAUGCAGGUGACCCAAGCUGAAUGCCUUCUAGGUAAGCUACUAUUUCCUGGUCUCCAUAAAUCGCUUUGCCAAAUUUGUGCCUUCAUUUUGCUUUGUACCUGCUGAACUUCUAAUCGUGUUCCACUGUUGUUAUACAAAUCAAAUAAAAUGAAGAAUCAA
Messenger RNA from Podarcis muralis (Common wall lizard), 1531 nucleotides. NCBI's taxonomy places the organism in Eukaryota, Metazoa, Chordata, Lepidosauria, Squamata, Lacertidae. The record is from RefSeq and is a predicted model, not a curated record.